Cydia pomonella (codling moth) is the source of this 4243-nucleotide messenger RNA. It is a transcript of the gene Akap200, whose product is annotated as A-kinase anchor protein 200-like. The record is from RefSeq and is a predicted model, not a curated record. Bases 170 to 1825 code for a protein of 551 amino acids. Lineage: Eukaryota; Metazoa; Arthropoda; Insecta; Lepidoptera; Tortricidae. The transcript has 8 exons.
UCAAAAAUUAGUUUCAAUUUUGAAUUUGCUGGAGGUGGGGAUUUCGUCCUGCCGCCAUAUUGUGUCGGGCUGUCUGUGAGUGCUUUAUGUUAACAAAUUUCUGAAAUUGUGGUGUAAAUUCCUUGUUAAUAAAAUAAAAGAUUGAAAGUCCAGGUGGACAGAAGUCAACAUGGGAGCAAAGCAGAGUAAGCGGUCGGUGGACAUAAGCGGCAAGGAAGCCGAAAACGCCGGUGAAGUUGCGGCGGCGGGCGCCGGCGGCGAGGGCCGCGUCGAGCAGCUCGCCGACGCCGACGCCGAUAUCAAGCCGCAGCUCAACGGCGACGCGCACAUACAGCCCCCGCUCGAGAUCUCAGACAAAGAGAAACAGCUCGACAGCGGGACUCCUGAGAACGAAAAGGACGCAACAACAGAGAAGGAAGGCAAGGAAGAACAGAACGGAGAUAAAGAACCCACACCCGUGACGAACGGGGACAGCGAGCCCAAGGACGAGAACGGGGACUCCGUGCCCACGCCCGAGGACGGCAAGAAACCUAAGAAAGAAAAGGUCAAGAAAAAAUGGUCACUGAGGUCCAUCAGUUUUAGCAGAAAAGACAAGCCAAAACAGGAGAAGAAAUCCAAGGAAGAGGAACCCAAAACGAACGGCGAACCAGAGAAAGUGCCGGAAGAGGCGGCCGAAGCUACCCCCGAAUCCGUCGACAAUAAAAUCGCGGAAGUCGUACAGACUAACGCCGAAGUGAAAGAGGAGAAGACCCCCGAGACGCCCGUCACCGAGCCCAUGACCAACGGCAGCAGCACCCCCGAGUCCCCCAAGGCCGAGCUCGCCGCGCCCGCGCCCGCGCCCGCCACCGUCGAGACGACGCCCGAACAGCUCCCCGUCAACGGCCUCGCGCUGGACCAACCCGAACCCGAGCCGCCCGCGCCGCCCGCCGCGCACGAGAGCGAACCCGAGGCGCCCGCGCCGGAACCCGCCCCGGCCCCAGAAAUUCCUGUCAAAACAGAGGAAACCGCCGGCGAAAUCGUCGCGGCCCCGGUGACCACGAGCGAAGCGGAAAAUGGUGAGGCUCACAUCGAUAGCGAAAUUGUUGAUAAAACCCCCGAAGUAAUUAAACACGAACCCGAGGUAAUCAAAUACGAAGACACUUUAACAAACGAACACAAUGUCGCGGAAAGUAUUAAAACGCACGUAGAAACAGUUGAAAUCGCCGAAAUCCCCAAAGCGGAGCCCGAGCUCGAGACUAAAGUUGUAGACCUUCCGAGCGUCGAAGAUAACGCCCCAGCGCCGACCAUGAACGGAAACGGCUCAAUAGAAACACAAAGUCCGGGAGCGGAGGACGCGAACGGCGUCGACAACGUGGCGCCCGUCGAGCCGAGCGCGGACACCGACCAGCCCGACUCCGGCGAGGAGCUGCCGCCGCCGCCGCCCGAGGACGAGCUCUCCCGAGGGAGCGACGACCUCGCACCGGCGCCCCACGCGGACCCCCUGCUAGGAGACGCCCUCACGAACAACCACGCCGUCGACGCGGAGGCGAACGACAUCGCGGACGAGACCGAACAGAAAACAUUAAAGAACAAAAAAGUAGACGCGCUCGGGAACAUAGUAGACAAGAUCGAGUGCAACGGCAACGCCGACACGGAGCGGCUCCCGCCGGGCCCGGCGCCGCCGCCCCCGGCGCGCGCCGCCUCGCCGCCGCCGCCCGCCGCGCCCGCCGCCACAGAACAGGAGCCCCUGCCCAUCGCGGACAAGAUCGCCGACUUGAUACCAGAGAUCCCGACCAUCCCAGAACUGAACACCGAAACGGAGAGCGCGGUGGCGGUGGCGGACUAGAGAGCGAGCGCGGACGUGCCCAGAAACAAGCCUUUAAUUUAUUCCCAUUUCGUGGUAAAGAGUGUCGAACUAAGUUCGCUCGUUUCACGUUCGGUUUUAAAUGUGACCUUUCAUAUAGAAUAUUAUAGUAUAAGUUUAGCGUGCUUUGCUUCUGAAUUAAAAAAAUAUACAUUUUAUUCGCUAGGAUCGAGUUAUAAUUAUAUACGGUAACAAAGUUAUGUAGGCAGUAUACGGUGCGAUAAGUUGGUGCCAUUAUUACAGGGGUAUAAGUUAUGUGUCGCGGCUCAGUGCAGGCGCCGGAGCAUAGAGCAGGGCUGUAUUAGAGUUGUUGCUCCGUGUUGAAGGUACAAACAAAUAAUUUAAUUUGAUUAUCAUUUCCUACCUUUUCAUAGUGACAGUCAAUAUGAAAGUCGCUAGGGACCUCACACUAUUCACACUACGACAACGUACGAAAUGGUACUCAAAUUAAAUUCCUUGACCGUACCGCGCCUCGUGACGAGGCGAAAGGUGUAACCGACCUUCUAUGGGUUCCUUUAUGUAGCUAAAAAUAGGAUCUGAAACUUUUUAGAUCAUAAAAGCCGUUAAGCUAAUGUGUACCACCUUUUAACAGAUACUAGUAAAUUGUACUUUUUCCGGUCUGCGAUUUACUUAUAAUGUAGUCUAAUUUAAAACAUAAUGGCGGUAAAUUAAAGUACAGUAGUUAAUCUGCUCGGACUGUCGCGCUACACUAGCUACAUUCCAAUUGCUCAAUUUUACUAACCGGGUGAACUAAAACUACGGAUAUGUCUCGUCAAGCUUUAACAUCGAAAUUAACUUCCUUCUAAAAUGGUGUAGCAGCUACUUGCCGCAAAACGAAGUGGCGAGUCAGGUCAUAAUGCCAUCUCUUUCAGUCUUAGUUGGUCUUAACAAAGUAAAGGAGAUAGCAUUAUUAUCUCAGUCGCUCAGUUUGCGGGUAUAGUGAAAUAGCAGGGGUCCGCGAACUGUCAUCUCAAUACAAUUUCUAACCUUAAAAUGCCAAACUGUAUUGAGAUGACAGCUGCCACCGAAUCCAAGCUAUGUGAAAAAUAUUAUAGUGACUUGAGAUUAGUGAAAGUGAUGCUGUUACAGUUGUCUGUAAGUUUGUCGUCCCCUGAAGUAGCACCGGAAGUGUGGAGUCCCGGCGCCGUCGGAUCUCAGCUGUUUACUUCGAAAACUUAACACUCGUCCGAGUUAAACGAGGGUAUUCCUCUAACGAACCGCUUUACAUUUUAUACCUAUAAAAUGAUACAAGUAUCAUCUAUAAUAUAACGCAAGCUCGAAAGGUUUACUAUUAUGUAUAUACGAAUAAAUGAUUUUUCAUUAACCUUAUUUUUAAAACUGUUAAUUGCGUGUCGAGAGUAUAAAUUCAGUGUACAUUGUUAAAUAAUGAAGUCGAAAUUAAUUUGAUUUAUUAUAUCAUUAGUGUGGUAAUUUCGGUAACUAGUAAACUCGUGUAUAAAUUUAGUUUGAUGGUGAGCUCUCUGUAAUGAAGUGGGGAAGGUAAGGAUAGGUGGAGGAGCGAGGCGCGUCGUUGUCGGCAGUCGAACCUGAAGCUAAAUUAACGGCCACCCAGACGACUUCAAACGGAAACGGCCUAUUGGCUGCCAAAUUUUUGAAAAUUUUAAUCUUGAUAUUCAGUGGCCAAAGUUUUGAUUAAACUAUACAAUUUUUAUGCAUAUACAGACAUACACAAUUAUACUACUGUAAUAUUUAGAUUAGUAUGUGUAAUAGAAGUCGAUUAAUGUAAGUUAGUGAAAGCAGUACAAUACUUAGUGCUGCUUCUAGUGUGUCGGUUUCCACCUCAUACCUAUAUAGAAUUACUAUACUAUUGGAUUAAUCAAUAGCAACGGCGUCCAUUUGUCAUAUGGUUUCAUAAUCAUUUUUGUAAUUUUGUACAUUUUUUACGAAAUUGAAGUGACGAUUGCACGAUGAGGCGACUCAGGAUAUUAGCAGUAAAUGUGUGAGACAUUCCAUAUCCAACCGCCGCCCGCUGCGGCCUGCGGCUCAGCCUCCCGUGCGUACUGGCUUGCGGCCGGGUCCGUCCCUCAUCCUUCGUGGCGUUUACUCUAAUGGAAUUGUUUAUAUAUUAUACAUUCAUAAUAUAUUUUUUCUUUAUAAUUUAUAUUGAUGCUUGUAUAAUGUUAUUAUAGGAACGUGCGAGACGAUCGCAAGAUGUAACAACUUGUUCCUUCAUCUAUAUGCUAAUGAAUUGAUAUUGCAAGUAAAAUUGUGUCAGCUAUUGAAAUAUUUACAUUUUAAUAAUAUAUCAUUAUAAACUCAAAUAUUGUUUGCUCAUAAUGGCAAUGUGCGACUUGUAUGAUAAUUAUGAUAUUCCAAUUUUUAUUAAACUUAAAUGUUGAUGUGUGAAUGUCUCUAAUCAAUAAAUAAUAAAACCAGAAA